Molecule: messenger RNA, 1815 nt
Organism: Amphibalanus amphitrite
Lineage: Eukaryota; Metazoa; Arthropoda; Thecostraca; Balanomorpha; Balanidae
Product: cdc42 homolog
Exons: 6
Coding region: 372-947 (191 amino acids)
Biological process (GO): small GTPase-mediated signal transduction
Molecular function (GO): GTPase activity; GTP binding
Source: RefSeq, a predicted model, not a curated record
AAUUGUUAACUAAAAUGAGAAACAUUGAUUCACAAAAGACAGAAUAUCACAAAAUAUAAAUUUUAUGUAAAAACCUGAUUAGUAGGAUAACUAGAGAAGUUUAAACACUAAAAUUUGUACUAGAAUGCUACUCAAAUUUUGAUGAAUUAUAUGACAAAAUUUACUUUCAAAGAAAAAGUCAUUUGCUGUAAUUUCUAAAGAACUAAGUUUGAAAUAAAUUCAAUGUAAUUCAGCCAAAAAGGCCACUAAGAUAGACAGGGCCGACGGUUGUAAUUGAAGAUAGAUUUGAGACUAGAUUCUGGGUGCUAUCUGGCAGCACAGCUGACCUCAACGAGAUCCGGCAACGCCCUGUGUCCUGAGGCCUCUCAGCCAUGCAGACCAUCAAAUGCGUGGUUGUGGGCGAUGGAGCGGUGGGAAAGACUUGUCUCCUCAUCUCGUACACCACAAACAGGUUUCCCUCGGAAUAUGUUCCCACAGUGUUUGACAACUACGCGGUGACGGUGAUGAUCGGCGGCGAGCCGUACACACUCGGUCUGUUCGACACGGCCGGUCAGGAGGACUACGACCGCCUGCGGCCGCUCUCCUACCCACAGACAGACGUCUUCCUCGUCUGCUACUCGGUUGUGUCGCCCUCCUCCUUCGAGAACGUCAAGGAGAAGUGGGUGCCCGAGAUAACGCACCACUGUCAGAAGACGCCGUUCCUGCUAGUCGGCACCCAGAUCGACCUGCGAGACGACGCCGCUACCAAUGAGAAGCUCGCCAAAAACAAACAGCGGCCCAUCUCGCUCGAGUACGGCGAGAAGCUGGCCAGGGAGCUGCGAGCCGUCAAAUACGUCGAAUGCUCGGCACUCACACAGAAGGGUCUGAAAAACGUAUUCGACGAGGCGAUACUGGCGGCGCUGGAGCCGCCGGAACCACCCAAAAAGAAACGCUGCAGCAUUUUGUAAUUCUAUCGCCCGGUCGCAGCACCUGGCAAUAAGCACGGUCUGGACCGCGCUCAUGUGAGCGCGGGCCGGAGUCGAUCCAGAGUCCAGCGCUCUGGGAGGGCGGAGUUAUACGGAGCAACACCGACCUGAGGAUCCGGACGGUUCCGGGCAGAUCCGCUGAGGAGCUGUCGAGCUGUCGGUGGGUCUGGGUCCACUAAACCCACUCCAGGCACCAAGGGGAGGGCGUACAGGAUGUACGGACUCGAACUCCAGCCGGGAGUGUUGGCCAGCCGCCACCCGAUGGACGGCAGCCUGUGGUUCUUUCGGGCUCACGGGAGUCUGGUAUUCGCUUCCAUCCGACUGUGCAGACUGAGCGGAGCGAGCGAGGCUCAGCGGUCGUCUACCGCGCUCGACUGGUGAGGAGAUGAGACUAUUUAUACGGUGUUCCGAGGCGACAGGAACGGCUGGUCGAGGUCGAUAAGAGACCGCUGGCUGCUGGAGAGAGUGAGAAAACUGAGAGAUAUGAGCCCGAGAGAGAGGGAAAGAGCGAGAACGAGAGAGAACGAGUGCGUGCCGCUGUGUAUGAUGUGUCGCCGCCAUGGCCAGAGCUGCCUAGAUCUAUCGCUCACCCACCCCGCGGCACAGGGCGGCAAUACCAAAUUAUCGUGUAUUUACCUUGAGUGACUGGCAAAUCGUGCGUGAGGAGAGGAAGGUGCCGUAUUAUUUACGUACUAACCCGGCGGACGACGCUGCGCCGAGCGGUCACCGUGCCCAGAGGAGGACUUGUUUUCGUAACAUUGUGUAUGAUACCGCGGGAGAGAGAGCGAAGAAAUGUGUCCUGUCCAGAUUUAUAAGUAAUUGAUUAAAAUAAAGCUACCACAAUUCCGAA